Messenger RNA from Salvia miltiorrhiza (redroot sage), 1759 nucleotides. RefSeq lists its product as uncharacterized. The record is from RefSeq and is a predicted model, not a curated record. The transcript is spliced from 6 exons. Lineage: Eukaryota; Viridiplantae; Streptophyta; Magnoliopsida; Lamiales; Lamiaceae. The coding region runs from base 947 to 1594 and encodes 215 amino acids.
CAUGUUUGAUUGGGCCUUUAAGCCAACAUAAAGAGGUCAUAAUAGAAGUUUUCGCUGAUUGGUUUCCUUUAAAAAUAGCAAAGAGGGCCCGCUGUUGUAUGAAGGCCCGCUCCACAUUUCACUGUUCCUCCAAGGAAUUAGAACCCGCAGCUACCCUCAGAUUAAUUUCCAUGGCUUCUACAGUGAUUUCCACGAAAUUCGAUGAUUCCAGUUUUGCCCUCAAAUUCAUUUCAAAAUAUCGCAUUUCCCUCUUCAGAUAUAUCAUUUGUGUUCAUAUAUUUCUUACAGAAACUGUGGUUGUCGUCUUCAACACGAGAAAUUUCGCAUCGUCGUCUUCACACCAACAGGGGAUACCCGCAUACAUAGAGCGAGGGAGACCUCGACCCCAAGUUCUUGUCAGCAGUUUAUUAAGCCGGGAAAACUCAACGGUUGUAACAAAGUUCUGUGUACUUGUUCAGUUGCCAAAAUGACAUCCCCAUGUCGUUUAAGAGCUUACGUGUAUUUAAUGGUUGAAGAAAUACUUUUUAGCCUUUUGUUGGACCUGGUUGUGGUAAUCCAACUCUUUGAAAAGGUGAGAUCCCGCAAGAGGAAACGUGGUUUAUCAUGUCAGCCAUAUGCUAUGAUACCACGUAUGUCUGCCCAAGUUAGGCACUUAAAUCGGCUGACAAAUGUUAGUGAUGUUGACUGCAUAGUUAAUUUGAGAAUGGAUCGCAACACUUUCGGGCGGUUGUGCCAGUUGUUACGUCAAUUGACGGGUAUGAGGGAUAAGAGGUUUGUAACCGUGGAGGAACAAGUAGCCAUAUUCUUGUCAGUCCUAGCCCACCAUAAAAAAAAACCGAGUUGUUAGGUUCGAUUUUUUGCGGUCCGGGCAGACGAUAUCACACUUGCUCGAUGGAAAUGGUUCAAGGGAUGCUUGGGGGCGCUAGAUGGCACCUAUAUUGAUGUGAUGGUGCCAACGAAUGAUAGGCCACGCUACAGGACGCGUAAGGGGCAGAUCGCAACCAAUACACUAGCAGUGUGCGAUCGUCAAAUGCAAUUCGUGUAUGUUCUCCCUGGUUGGGAAGGUUCCGCCGCCGAUUCAAGGGUACUCCGCGAUGCACUCACGAGGGUACAUGGGUUUAGAGUGCCAAGAGGAAACUACUACUUGUGCGACAACGGCUACGCUAACUGUGACGGCUUUUUGGCACCCUACAAAGGCGUGAGAUAUCAUCUUAAGGAAUGGGGCCCUCUUGCCGGUAGACCACAAAAUGCCCGUGAGCUAUUUAAUCUACGCCACGCGAAGGCACGGAAUGCAAUUGAACGUGCAUUCGGUGUCAUGAAGAUGAGGUGGGCCAUCCUCCGUAGCUCUUCUUACUAUCCCGUCAAGGUUCAAAACCGAUUAAUCAUGGCAUGCUUCGUCCUCCACAAUUUCAUAAGGUCUAACAUGGUUGUUGAUCCAAUCGAGCAACAAUUUGACAACCAAGCUGCAGAGAUGGAAAAUAUGGAUCUUGAGGGUGGGGAGUACGUCGAUGGAGUCGAGCCUUCACCGGCGUGGACUGCAGCAAGGGAGGACUUAGCUCAACAAAUGUGGCAACAAUAUAUAGAGAUGCGUUAGAGUGCUUAACUUGUGUCUAGUUUAUGUUAGGUUGUUUUCAUGAUUUCACUAAUAUGUGAGAUACUUAUGUACUGCUACAUGUCGACUUCGGAAUAUUGUGUGAGGUCUUUUUACUAGUCUAAAAUGGUGUUUGCUUGCACUUAUAAUUAGUUGAAGCUUGUGUUA